CACUCUGAGGUGCCUGGAUCCCCCAUCCUGAGCAGCAGCAGCUGCAACAGCGCCUAUCCUGGACAGAUCACCUCCAACAUGUUCUGUGCUGGCUUCAUGGAGGGAGGCAAGGACUCUUGCCAGGGAGAUUCCGGUAGCCCCGUGGUGUGCAAUGGUCAGCUGCAGGGUGUUGUGUCCUGGGGUUACGGCUGUGCCCAGAGGAACAAGCCUGGUGUCUACACCAAGGUCUGCAACUACAAAUCCUGGAUCAGCAGCACCAUGUCCUCCAACUAAUUGAUCUAGACAUAUUCUCUAAGACAGAAAUACAUGAUAACAACAAUGGUCAUGAGAAAAUAAAUUAUAUUUUACUUUUAAA
Oncorhynchus tshawytscha (Chinook salmon) is the source of this 355-nucleotide messenger RNA. Its product is annotated as trypsin-3-like. Gene Ontology annotation, biological process: proteolysis. The record is from RefSeq and is a predicted model, not a curated record. The annotation marks the transcript as partial. The transcript has 2 exons. Gene Ontology annotation, molecular function: serine-type endopeptidase activity. NCBI's taxonomy places the organism in Eukaryota, Metazoa, Chordata, Actinopteri, Salmoniformes, Salmonidae.